GGAAAAUGUUUUCGACAGUGCUGUACUCAAGAAAACUGACUACAGGAAACUGCCUUCUGUUAGGGAAGUUUUAGAAGAUGGGGAGCUGGCACAGAUGAUGUUUGGAACGCCUUCAAAGUCGAAUGGUGCGCCGCCUCGUGGAAAAAGGGGAGGGGAGGUCGAGAAAAAAGCGAGGACUAGUCUUAGUGCAACUACAUCUUUUAGUCGAAGAGAAACGGAAAUAAAGGCGUCGAGCAGUAGUUCUACCUCUAGCAAGGGAGAACAAAGGGAGAAGCAGAAUACGAGCAGCACUACGCUUGGCGAAGAAAAUGAAAAGCAGAAUACGAGUAGUCCUCCGACCUGGGGUAAAGAGGAAGAGAAGCGGGUGGCUCGGCAAUACCUAGAACUACCUGGUGACGACCUGCUUCCACAGAGCAGUAGUUCUACUACCUCUAGCAAAGGAGAACAAAAACAGACUACGAGUAGUUCUACCUCCUCCAGCCAAGAAGAACAGAAGGCGAGCAGUCCGCCGGCGACCUGGAGUAAAAAUGAACAAGAUACGAUGAAUAAAAACGCACCUCCGGCCAGAUGGUGUUACAAGGGAUCCCUCUCACCAGCGCCAGACUUUGGAAUACUAUUAGAAAGCCUUCCUUCACCAGGUGGAGUUUUGGGACACGAAGAAAAGCAGGU
This is a messenger RNA of Amoebophrya sp. A25, 669 nucleotides long. The record is from the annotation of a GenBank genome assembly. Lineage: Eukaryota; Dinophyceae; Syndiniales; Amoebophryaceae.